UUAAUCGUUUUCUGCUUCACAAAUUCUUCAUUUCUUUCCCUUAUUAGGUUUUGGGCUGCCCUUCUUCACCAAUCAUACAGAAUUCAUUUUCUUCUUCCUCCUUCCUUCAAAAAAAAAAGGAAAAAGAAAUCUCUCAGGAUAAAUUAUUAAUUAAUUAGUUGAUUUCACCGUUUAUCCACCGAUACCCUUUAUCUAUUUGUGUCUUUUUGUGCUACAGAAGAGGGGAGAGGAGGAAUGGAGAGGGGCGGCGUAGCAGGCGGCGAUGGGAGAGGGGAAGCGGAGGAGGAGAGGUUAUUGGACGGGGUGGCGAUGUUGGAUUUCGAUAUGUUGUGCUCGACGGUGGCCAUGCAGGUGCAGAGUGGGAAAUGGGGCAACUUUGUGAAUUUGGAAGGUGAAGUGGAUGAUGACGGUGCCGGCCGCCAUGGAUACGGUGAAGGGAGAGGAGCUUUUAGGAUGUGGGAAGGCGAGCUUCUGUAUGAUUGCUUAGAUGACCGCCAAAUCGCCCUUCAAUCCACUUGGUAUUUACACAUGAUUUUGCUGCUUCUGUAUUGAUUUGCCAUGGCACCACCCCCAAUUUAGGGUUAGGGUUUCCUUUGUUUUUUAUCCUUCUCAAUCACCAGUUGAAGAACUUUGAUUUGAACUUCUUCGUGUCUGGGCGUUUAUGGAUGAGAUUGAAGUUUGGAACUGUGCAAGAAUUUUUUCUUAUGUUGUUAUUUCUUCAGUAUUGUUUUACCUAAUUAGGGUUUCAGUUGGUGAGGGUUCUUGUCUGGUUUUUUGUUCUUUUGCUGAAUUUGGUCUGUUACUUGAUAUAGUGAUCUAUGGUUAAUGGUUUGGAUAGAAACUUUUUUUUAGUUUUUCAUUAGGGUUCUAGCUUUGGCACGUUUCCUAAACCGGAACUUGUCGUUUUGUUGCUGAUUUGAAUGAUGCCUUGUAGCUGCCCGUGCUACAGAUUUGGAAAAAACAUGAAACGAGCCGGUUCACGAUCUUGUUUCAUUCAGGGAUUUAUUUAUAUGAUUGCUGUUGUGAUAGCCCUCAUAAACAUGCUAGCAUUUGUCGUCACCAAGAGACACUAUUUUCUCUACUUAUCCAUUGCCUUUACCAUAUCUGUUGGAGCAUAUUUGGGAAUCUGUCGAACCAAAAUUAGGAAAAAGUUUAAUAUUAGGGGUAGCGACAGUCCUUUAGAUGAUUGUGUCUACCAUUUUAUCUGUCCAUGCUGCGCCUUAUGCCAGGAGUCCAGAACAUUGGAAAUGAACAAUGUCCAAGAUGGAGUCUGGCAUGGCAGAGGUGAUACAAUAUGCGUAGGACGCUAUUCUGUGUUUGGGCAAAAUCCACCUCCCGUUGUAUCUAUAACGUCGCCUGAACCACCCCAUUAGGCCACAUUCUAACCAACCAGACCCCCCCCCUGAAGUUGGGACCCAUCAUCUCUGCCGGUUGCCCUGAGGCUCUGAGCUUUGGGAUCUCCAUGCCGUGUGUGAUUCAGGUUUGGAGCAUUGUUUUCAUUUAGGUCCAUUCCUUUUGUUUCUUAGAGCAUGUAGCUAGAUGUAAAUGUAAAUGCCUGUGUUGUAUCGUGGCCAUCAAUUGUAAACUCGUAGAGAAGUUCUGUUUGACCUUUGAUGCAUUCCGGUUUAUGUUACAACAAAGCCAUGAGCCUGCCCGAGGUUUCCAAACUACUCCCUCCAUUCUAUAUUAACUGUGUGAUAAGACAUUUUUGGUACAUUGAAGAAUGAAUGUAGACAUAAAGU
Messenger RNA from Cuscuta campestris, 1742 nucleotides. NCBI's taxonomy places the organism in Eukaryota, Viridiplantae, Streptophyta, Magnoliopsida, Solanales, Convolvulaceae. The record is from the annotation of a GenBank genome assembly.